AUGAACACUCUGCAAGAGGCUAGCAAGAUAUUCAGGGCCCUUAAAAGCGAGAAGCCUAGCUUUGGAGCAUGGCAGAUGCUACCCGGGACGAACAUCUCUAGGGCUAUUGCUCGUUCAGGCGUCGACUGGAUAUGUGUUGACUGUGAACACGGUAAUAUCGACGAUGGCCAAAUGCAUGAGGCCGUGGCUGCAAUCGCCGCCACCGGUGUAAGCCCCAUCGUCCGCAUCGCGGCAAAUGAAGCCUGGAUGGUCAAACGCGCCCUCGAUGCCGGCGCUCAUGGGAUAGUCGUGCCGCUGAUAUAUACCGUGGACGACGCGAAGCGCCUUGUUGCUUCGGCCAAAUUCCCUCCCCAAGGACACCGCGGUUUCGGCUCACCGUUUUCGCCGCAGACCUUCGCAAACGAGCCCUUGACGUACUAUUUGCAACAUGCAAAUGAGUCUCUCCUCACCAUCGUCCAGAUAGAGACGGCAUCUGCACUGGAAAGCGUUGCCGAGAUUGCGGCCAUCCCAGGCGUGGAUUGCUUGCUCAUUGGACCUUUCGACCUUGGAAACAACAUCGGACGGCCCAUUCUGGAAUCCGGUAUGCAUGACGAUUUGAAGAAAGCCAUUACCAAGAUCAAAGAGGCGGCGCAUGCGGAAGGAAAGAAGGUCGGAAUUUACUGCACCAGUGGCGAGCAGGCGAGGGAAUUUGCUGAAGCUGGAUUCGACAUGAUUAGCAUUGCAGCGGACAUGAUUGCGAUUCCCUCUUACUUCGGUGAGACUCUUGCUGCCGCCAGAGGUGCUGGUAAGUACGGGGUGGCAAAGGGGUUGGGGUACGAUGGGCGGUAA
Westerdykella ornata is the source of this 828-nucleotide messenger RNA. RefSeq names its product Phosphoenolpyruvate/pyruvate domain-containing protein. Gene Ontology annotation, cellular component: cytoplasm. NCBI's taxonomy places the organism in Eukaryota, Fungi, Ascomycota, Dothideomycetes, Pleosporales, Sporormiaceae. The transcript is spliced from 4 exons. Gene Ontology annotation, molecular function: aldehyde-lyase activity. Bases 1 to 828 code for a protein of 275 amino acids. The record is from RefSeq and is a predicted model, not a curated record.